Molecule: messenger RNA, 1596 nt
Organism: Spirometra erinaceieuropaei
Lineage: Eukaryota; Metazoa; Platyhelminthes; Cestoda; Diphyllobothriidea; Diphyllobothriidae
Source: the annotation of a GenBank genome assembly
AUGAUGGUAUCGUUUGAUGUGGUCUCCUUAUUCACCUCCAUUCCAACGGACCUUGCCAUCAGCACCAUUAACGAGCUUCUUCAGGAGAAGUACGAUGAAACUGAUCAACGGCUUAAACGAACGCACGUCAUCGAACUCCUCGAAUUGUGCCUCCGAACUUUCUUCGCUUUCAACAACCGGGUUUACGAACAAAAGAAGGGAACACCGAUGGGCUCCCCGCUGUCUGGACUGAUUGCCGAGGCUGUUCUACAGAGGCUCGAGCGACUGGUCUUCCGUUCGUACUCCCCAAAAUUCUGGGCCAGAUACGUCGACGACACAUUUGUCGUAAUCAAGAAGAACGACGUUCAGGACUUCAAAGUGUUGUUGAACUCAAUAUUCCCCGACAUCCAAUUCACAAUGGAAGAGGAGUACAACAACCAGUUGCCCUUCCUUGACGUAAACAUCACAAGAAUGGCUAAUGGGGGGAUCAGAACUACGGUAUACCGAAAGGCAACGAAUACCAGACGCAUCCUCCAAUUCCGGAGUAACCACCCCAUCGGUCACAAACGCAGUUGUGUCAGAGCUCUUUUCCAACGAGUUCAAACACACUGUAAUGACAACGACGGGAGAAGGGAGGAAGUGAAGUACCUGCAUUCCCUAUUCACAGCCAAUGGUUACCCACGAUCCUUCAUACGUGAGUGCCGAAGAGGAUUUAACCGCGAACAAUCUAAUGAUGAGAAGCCGAAGUUCUGGCUCGCAAUCCCCUACAUGAGGAAUGUUUCUGAGGCGACAGCAAGAAUCCUGAGCCCUUUUGGGAUUGGGGUGGCCCAUAAACCGGAAUCCACUAUCAGGCAGCAGAUAAUGUGGCCCAAAGACCAGCUACCUGCAACGGAACAAUCAACAGUGGUCUACAGCAUACCUUGCCAAGAUUGCGGCGCAAGGUAUGUUGGUGAAACGGGCAAACGCCUCUGCACAAGAUUGCACGAGCACCAGCUUGCAGUCAACCGCGAGGAUAAGCUGUCACUGGUAUAUGGCCACAUACAACAGGAGAAGCACAGUUUCGCCUUUGGGGAGGCGAGCGUCAUCGGCCGAGCGAGCGACAAGAUGGCCAGACUGGUUCUCGAAAGUUGGUCCUCAGUUGACACAAUAAACAGAGCCAUUGAUCUUCAUCCGGCCUACCAGGCCCUUCGUACGAGGCUCCAGUCAGCUCGGACGGGGCCGACAGCACUGGCGAACAAAUCGCGGCUCUCUCAACAGUUGUCACCUUCCCAGCAGGGGGAGAGAGCCAGCCGGGUGUCAGACGACCGACGCGAGAUAGCGACCCACCGACGCGCCCAAACAGCCGACCCCGAUUCCCACAUGCAACGGCAGCUGAUCAGCCCGUCAAAUUAUGGGGAGAGGGCCCAAGGGCACACGGACCUAGCAGCGACAACAGCGGCCGGGCAGGGGGCAGAGGUCACACCAGCGCCCCAGCGGUCGGCCACGGAGAGACCCAAGCCAAUCCCCCGCCAGCAGGCAGGUCAGAGUUCAUGUAGCAGGCAUGCCUAUAACACGAGACAGGCGGCGAGACAGAACAACUCUGAGCUAGCAGGAACAAACACCCUACCACUACUCUGA